Gryllus bimaculatus (two-spotted cricket) is the source of this 456-nucleotide messenger RNA. Lineage: Eukaryota; Metazoa; Arthropoda; Insecta; Orthoptera; Gryllidae. The record is from the annotation of a GenBank genome assembly.
AUGUUUCAGAAAUCAAAGCAGCCAAGUUCUUCAUUUUUGGAUGCAUACCAGGCAGCAAUUGAGGCCUGGUGGUCUUUCUGGUUGGUGUAUUCGCCGCCGUAUCGGAUUCCGUAUGUUCAAUGUAAUCCAGCCCAGUUGCUUCGGCCGGCGCGGCCGACGCGGCCGACGCGCAAAUGUAAAAACGUAAAAAGUAGCCCUUUAGCCCUUUUCCGCGUGGGUAAUCGUGCCGUGACGUCAGCGAAAGCCGCCGCCCGCGCCCGCGCCCGCGCUGUGUCCGCAUCGCGCCUGGUGGGGGCUGACGGGGACGUCGUCACACAUCAUGGUCCCCCACCGAUGGCUGCUGAUGUGGGAGGAAAUUAUCUCGUGGCCAAGACAGCAACAGCGUUUUCUAUGCGAUUCCACAAAGCGUGUGAUGUGUCUCGAACAGAACCCGUCUGCGUGAAGGGCGACAAGUGA